CAACGCUCGACUGUCCACAACUCACCGUCUCCCACCGCGACCGGUGCCGGAGCGCAGCAUCCCCCCCGCCACAAGCCUGGCCUUCAGUCACCACCAGCAGCGCAGGCCCCGCGACAGGUCACAGUCGGCGCCAUGGCAGACUCCGAUGGCGAGUUCGUCGCCGACGGCAUGUCGGACGACGACCUCGUGGAGCACAACGUCAGCGACGAUGACGUCGAGACCACGGGCCGCCCCUCGCGAGGGGGCAGCAAGCCCUCUCGAUUGCGGCGGCGGAAGGGCGACCGCGGCUCCCAGCGAGCCUGGGAGCAGUCGAAGCGCUCGUGGGAGACGAACCUGCCCGAGGAGGACCAGAACGGCGUGCUCAACCUGACGGCCCUCGAGGCCGAGAAGCGCAAGCGCCUGCUGCGCGACACGACGCCCCUGCAGCGGGGCAUCAUAAGACACGUGGUGCUCGUGCUGGACAUGUCCUUUGCCAUGGCGGAAAAGGACCUCCUGCCGACGCGCUAUCGGCUGACGCUGAGCUACGCCGCGGCGUUUGUCCGGGAGUUCUUCGAGCAGAACCCCAUAUCGCAGCUCGGCAUCGUGGGCAUGCGAGACGGCGUGGCGGUGAGGAUAAGCGACCUCGGGGGCAACCCUGCGGAGCACCUCGAGAAGCUCAAGGAGAUGGAGGGGCAGGAUCCCCAGGGGAACCCGAGCUUGCAGAAUGCGCUGGAGAUGUGUCGAGGCGCCUUGUUUCACGCGCCGUCGCAUGGCACACGAGAGGUGCUCAUCAUCUACGGCGCUUUGCUUUCGAGCGACCCGGGCGACAUCCACGAGACGAUCAGCAAUCUCAUCACCGACCGGAUACGCGUGUCCAUCGUCGGCCUGUCGGCGCAAGUGGCCAUCUGCGCCGACCUAUGCUCGCGGACCAAUGCCGGCGAUGACUCGCAGUACAACAUCGCCAUGGACGAGGUACAUUUCAGGGACCUGUUCCUCGCCGCCACGACACCGCCGGUCACGCGGACGCAGGAGCAGAGCACCGCCAGCCUGCUGAUGAUGGGGUUCCCGUCGCGGACGCUCGCCCCGGGCGGCAGCACGAGCUACUGCGCGUGCCACAACAAGCCCUGCCGGGAGGGCUACGCCUGCACGCGGUGCUCGACGAGGGUGUGCAGACUGCCGGCCGAGUGCCCGGCCUGCAACCUGACUCUCAUCCUGUCAACCCAUCUCGCGCGCUCGUACCACCACCUCUUCCCGCUGCGCAACUGGGUGGAGGUGUCCUGGGCGGACGCCACCCGAUCGACCGUGUGCUUUUCGUGCCAGUGCCCGUUCCCCGACGCCACUCGCGGGGCAUCCACACACUUACAGGCGAGCAAGAACAAGGAGGAUGUCGCCAAGACGACGGCCAAGGGCGUCAGCGAGAGCGGCCGCUACGCGUGCGAAGUGUGCGGGAACCACUUUUGCAUCGACUGCGAUGUCUUUGCGCACGAAGUCAUACACAACUGCCCCGGGUGUCAAAGCAACGUGCAGCGGGAUCACGAGGCGGCCGCCGGGGUGAACGGACGCGCCAACGGCGCCAUGGAGGUGGAUUCAUGAGAUGAGACGGAGGCAGAGCCCUCUGCGGCGCACUGGAUUCGGCCUGCGACCUUCGGGCUUUGUAUACAUUUUUUUCCUUUUUGCAUGGGGCAGCGGGCAGUACGUCAAUUAUGGCGAAGCGAACGGCAAAAAUCCCGUCGGGGGAUGGAUGGGAGGCGAACGAUGAACGGGGGUCACUGCCACGGCCGCGCGAAUUGGGCUGUGCUGAUGUGUUGCAGUGGAAAACGAAUUCUUUUAUCACGGCGGCGUAUACUGAGGGGAUCGUUGAAAAUUUUUCAUGAGCUGGUGGCCGAUGCAACGACGAGGUACCGUUGCGAGAGCCGGGAGCACUUUAUUUCACGCGAGCAGGCGGAGACGACAAUAUUUGGAAAACCCAUUCAUCAUCAAGUUUAUAGAGAGGGAGAAAACUCCGUUAGACGACGAUAAACAUGGAUUCUGUCAUGG
Purpureocillium takamizusanense is the source of this 2016-nucleotide messenger RNA. RefSeq lists its product as uncharacterized. Gene Ontology annotation, biological process: nucleotide-excision repair; regulation of transcription by RNA polymerase II; DNA-templated transcription. Gene Ontology annotation, cellular component: transcription factor TFIIH core complex; transcription factor TFIIH holo complex. The coding region runs from base 133 to 1572 and encodes 479 amino acids. Lineage: Eukaryota; Fungi; Ascomycota; Sordariomycetes; Hypocreales; Ophiocordycipitaceae. The transcript is spliced from 2 exons. Gene Ontology annotation, molecular function: zinc ion binding. The record is from RefSeq and is a predicted model, not a curated record.